Messenger RNA from Ochotona curzoniae (black-lipped pika), 969 nucleotides. RefSeq names its product H-2 class I histocompatibility antigen, Q9 alpha chain-like. The coding region runs from base 14 to 784 and encodes 256 amino acids. Gene Ontology annotation, biological process: immune response; antigen processing and presentation of endogenous peptide antigen via MHC class I via ER pathway, TAP-independent; antigen processing and presentation of endogenous peptide antigen via MHC class Ib. The transcript has 6 exons. The record is from RefSeq and is a predicted model, not a curated record. Gene Ontology annotation, molecular function: peptide antigen binding; signaling receptor binding. Gene Ontology annotation, cellular component: external side of plasma membrane. NCBI's taxonomy places the organism in Eukaryota, Metazoa, Chordata, Mammalia, Lagomorpha, Ochotonidae.
UGAGCUGUCCAGGAUGGAGUCCAUGGCGUCCCGGACCCUCCUCCUGCUGCUCGCGGGGGCCCUGGCCCUGACCGAGACCCGGGCGGGCUCCCACUCCCUGAUGUAUUUCCACACCGCCGUGUCCCGGCCCGAACUCGGGGAGCCCCGCUUCAUCGCCGUGGGCUACGUGGACGACACGCAGUUCACCCGCUUCGACAGCGACGCCGAGAACCCGAGGAUGGAACCGAAGACGGAAUGGAUUCGGCAGGUGGAACCCGAGUACUGGGACCGGAACACGCAGAUCUCCAAGAACAACGAACAGUUUUACCGCGAGGGCCUGAACAUCCUGCGCGGCUACUACAACCAGAGCGAGGCCGGCUCUCACACCAUCCAGUUCAUGUCCGGCUGCGAAGUCGGGGCGGACGGGCGCCUCCUCCGCGGGUACAUGCAGUUCGCCUAUGAUGGCAAGGACUACAUCGCCCUGAAUGAGGACCUGCGCACCUGGACCGCGGCCGACAUGGCGGCUCAGAACACCAAGCGCAAGUCGGAGGCAGCGGGUGUUGCUGAGCAAGACAGGGCCUACCUGGAGGGCACGUGCGUGGAGUGGCUGCGCAGACACCUGGAGAUGGGAAAGGACACUCUGCAGAGAGCAGAGCCUCCUCAGCCCACUGUGCCCAUGUGGGGAGUCAUCGCUGGCCUGGUCCUCCUGGCAGCUGUGCUCAUUGGAGCUGUGGUCACUGCUGUGAUGAUGAAGAGGAAGCGCUCAGGUGGGAAACGAGGGAUCUACACUAAGGCUGCAGUGUGAGACAACCGCCUUGUUGGGACAGACCUGCUGAAGUCCCCAUCUUGGUUUUCUUCAAAAAGCCCCACCCUCCCUUCCUGCCAAGGCAGCUGAGUGUGUUCCUGUGGGCACAGUGUGAGGUGGGAGCCUGGCCCUCCCAGCCCAGCACGGGCACCUCUGUCCCUGUCUCAGGUGGAUCAUCUGCUGCA